AUGAGCCAGCUACUCACGGCGCGACAGGCGGAGGAGCUACACAAGUCAAUCAUUGCCUACUUGGCUUCGGCGAACCUAUCCCAAAGCUCCACAGCGUUGCGAGAGGAACUAGGUGACUCGGUCACGGUCGAUGACUCUACACUCAAGAAAUAUGAGGGACUCUUAGAGAAGAAGUGGACUAGUGUAGUCCGAUUACAGAAGAAGAUUAUGGAUUUAGAAUCGCGAUGCGCCUCACUCCAGGCUGAGCUGGACACCGCGACUCCCACGUCGUUGUCACGAAGAAAUCAGGACCCCGCCUCCUGGCUGCCCCGAGCGCCGGGUCGUCACGACCUAGAGUCCCAUCGACAACCGAUUACCAGUGUCGCUUUUCACCCGAUUUUCUCGUCUCUCGCGUCCGGCUCAGAAGAUACGACCAUUAAGAUCUGGGACUGGGAGCUGGGCGAGCUCGAACGCACGAUCAAGGGUCACACGAGGGCUGUCUUGGAUGUGGACUAUGGAGGCCCGCGAGGGGGGACUCUCCUUGCAUCCUGCUCCUCGGAUCUCACUAUCAAGCUGUGGGACCCUGCCGAUGAAUAUAAAAAUAUCAGAACCCUACCAGGCCAUGAUCAUAGUGUUUCUGCGGUUCGCUUCAUCCCGUCAGGGGCCGCAGGAUCUCCAAUGUCAGGGAAUCUCUUGGUUUCCGCGUCUCGGGAUAUGACCUUGCGGAUAUGGGAUGUAACGACAGGAUAUUGUGUCAAGACAUUGCAGGGGCAUGCCGCCUGGGUACGUGAUGUUGUACCCUCUCCAGAUGGCCGAUUCCUCUUUUCUGCGGGUGACGAUCAAGUCCCUCGGCUAUGGGAUCUCUCUUCGGGAGAGACAAAAGCUACCUUCUUGGGCCAUGAACAUUACAUUGAGUGCGUUGCUUUCGCUCCAGCCACCAGCUAUCAGUAUCUUGCACCUCUUGCUGGCCAGAAGAAGCCACCGCCAACCUCCUCAUCUGCAGAGUUUGUUGCAUCCGCAGGUCGUGAUAAAACCAUUCGUCUGUGGGAUGCACGGGGUAACCUGAUUAAGACCCUGGUAGGCCAUGACAAUUGGGUACGGGGCUUGGUCUUCCACCCUGGUGGGAAAUAUUUGCUGUCGGUAGCAGACGACAAGACACUGCGAUGCUGGGAUCUUACCCAGGAAUGCAAGUGUGUGCGUACGAUUGAGGCUCAUGACCACUUUGUCAGCUCAAUUCGGUGGGCACCUCCUUUGAUCAAGGAUACUGGUGCGAAUAGCGAGGCUGGAGCCAACGGUACGGCAUCUGGUGUAAAUGGCACAAAGGAAGACCCCAAUGCCGCGAAUAAGAUGUCGAUCAGAUGUGUGGUUGCAACUGGCAGUGUCGACCUCAAGGUCAAGGUCUUCGCAUCAUGA
Penicillium odoratum is the source of this 1392-nucleotide messenger RNA. Its product is annotated as WD40 repeat domain-containing protein. Gene Ontology annotation, molecular function: protein binding. The record is from RefSeq and is a predicted model, not a curated record. Bases 1 to 1392 code for a protein of 463 amino acids. The transcript has 3 exons. Lineage: Eukaryota; Fungi; Ascomycota; Eurotiomycetes; Eurotiales; Aspergillaceae.